Molecule: messenger RNA, 1635 nt
Organism: Xyrauchen texanus (razorback sucker)
Lineage: Eukaryota; Metazoa; Chordata; Actinopteri; Cypriniformes; Catostomidae
Gene: cd63
Product: CD63 molecule
Exons: 8
Coding region: 167-880 (237 amino acids)
Cellular component (GO): membrane
Source: RefSeq, a predicted model, not a curated record
UUCUAGGAGGGACCAUAUUUUAGACAAUUCAACUACUUAUAUCCGUGUACCGCUGCUUGGAUAUACAUCAUCUAAUUCUCCGCUCUACAGGUUUCUAGUACACACAAGAAAGAACGCGUUGACUCAAGAAUUCAACAACAACAACAACAACAACAACAAAAAAGCCAUGGCUGUAGAAGGAGGAGCGAAAUGUGUCAAAUACCUGCUCUUUUUCUUUAAUUUCAUCUUCUGGGUGUGUGGCUUGGCCUUAAUAGUUCUGGGAAUAGUGGCUUACGUUCAUAUCCACAACACGGCGGUCACCAAUAUAUCUGCUAGUCCUGCCGUAUGGCUCAUUGUGGUGGGAGUCGUCAUCUUCUUCAUUGCCUUCUUUGGCUGCUGUGGAGCCUGGAAGGAGAAUUACUGCAUGGUCACAACGUUUGCUGUUAUUCUCUCCAUCAUCAUCAUCUGUGAAAUUGCAGGUGCCAUUGCUGCAUAUAUCUUCCGUGGGAAUCUGAAUGGUGUGUUGGACCAGGGAUUCAAAGAAGCAUUUGCAAAAUACAACACUUCAAUAGAGACCAAGAAAGCAAUUGAUAGUUUGCAACAAGAGCUCAAGUGCUGCGGAGCAAACUCCUCUGAUGAUUGGGUGAACUUCAGCACAAGCCACACAUCAGUCCCAGACUCUUGCUGUAAAAACAUGACUGAUAAUUGUGGUAAAGGAGCUAUCCAUGAUUCCAGCAUAAUCUACACAAAUGGAUGUCAGCCUGCUGUGGAGACACUUCUGAAAAAGAGUAUGUUGUGGAUUGCUGUAGGAGCUCUGGUCAUUGCAUUCAUUCAGAUCACCGGCAUUGUGUUGGCCUGCGUUCUGAUGAGAGCCAUUCGCAGUGGCUAUGAAGUCAUGUGAGCACAUUGAAUCACAGCAGUUCACCCAGCAACGGGACCAACCUGUCACUUAUAUUUUUUUAAUUCUAUUUUACAAACAAAUUUUUUUUCCCUUCUUUACUGUACAAGUUGACAAGACUCUUGGGAGUGGAAUAUCUGUGCCAUAUUUCUAUGACAUAUCGAGGAGACUAGUCUCCAGUUGUUAAAUAAAUAUUUCGGGUUCAAUAUAAAUUAAGCUCAGUUGACUGCAUUUGUAGCAUGACAUUAAAUGCCACAAAAUAUAUUUUGACUUAAAAAAUGUACUUUGACUUUUGUAUUGAAACCCUAAAAUAAAUAAUAAAAAAAAGAACAAUUAAAACAACUUAACAGCUCAAAUAAUACAUGUAUAUAGAAUAUUUAAUGUAAGUGCUUUUAUCAAAUUAUUUGCUCCACAUUUCUGCCUUUUUUUAAAUACUCCAAAUAUUUGGCUCCAUUCACUUCCAUUGUAAGUGUCUCACUGCAACCAUAAUUUUUGCUUUUUUAAAGAAAAGGACGGAAGAGUCAAAAUUAUUUUUUGUGGUAUUCAAUAUUAUGCCACAAAUGCUGUCGAUUGAGCUUAAAGGUAUAUUCUGGGUUCAACACAAGUUAAUUACUAUUAAUAUUCUUUCUUUACUUUAUUUGUUUACCGCCAUGUUGACCACAUUUUACAUGAGGUCAAUGAAUAACAGAUAUGGCAAAUGUAAUAAUACAUUUACAGAAUGUUUAUGUCAUAGAAAGAACCAAUAAAAUGUUCCAAAC